CGUACUAUUAGAGAAACUUUUAUGCCCCAUUCCAUAUCCCCUCAUACCUCUAUGCCAUCAGUCACAACCUCGCCACCACUACCAGACGGAACCGAAGAACAGAACUUUGAUAAAAGGAAGAAACACUUGUGGGUGUCAGACCAUCCAGAAGACGAACCAGAGAUGCAAGGACGUCAUAGGUCCUAUCAGUGUACGGCUAGCGGGGAUUGGGAUUAUCGUGACCGUAGCAGGGCGUUAGCCCCUGGCGAUAGUCCUGCCCAAGCAAAGGCAAGAGCAGAGGUACUGGAGCGCACCCUUAAAUCUUCCAGACGAAACAAAGAUGCCUCGUUGUAUUUACCUUCUGAAAUGUGCGCCUCCACACAAGGUGGCGCUUCCACCCUCCCUAAAUCGUGGAAGCCGGGAGAUCCAUCCAACGCUAGAACUAUCCCCCAUGAUAGAAUUCACUCCCCACAACCUAACCACAAUGAGCCACUACGCCACGGUGACAAUCACCGACCUGGUUCAUCUUACCCCCCCUCUUUGUCAGUAUUCAACUCUCCCACAGCAACAUACAUGUGGCCGAGUUUUCAAGCUGCUUCCCAAAUGAGCCACCGUCCAUUGAUUUACGUCAACUAUAACAAAGAAUCCCCCAACCCGAGUUCAACGGCGUCUACUCCUCCGCGAGAACCGGUGCCCCCGAGGACACCUCCAAGAGCGCUUUCUCGCCAUGAUCACCAUUUACCUGCCUCUAUACCACAGAAAAGGAGUCCAUCGCCUGACCUAGAGUACGUCACUUUCAACCAGCCAAAAAGCUCACUUUACAAUAAUGUAUAUUUUCGAUAUAGAAAUCCCCCAGCGUCUACACUGAAUAGAAUCAUUGAACCUCUCAAUCGUAUUCAAAUAUCACGCGGUGACUCGCAAUCACCAUCAUACCUUCAAUCGUCCAGAUACGGACCCGGCGGGCCUGCCGCGCAGUCUAACUCGCGCCAUGAUGACCCGCCACCUAACAAACGCAUCAACAGUUCUCCCCGCAGCGACUGGCAUAGCCACGAGGAGUUAAACGAUAGUAGCCCACCAUCAGACACAACGAGUGAGAGUUCAGCCGUUCCCCCUACGACUAGGAGGACGUCCCCAAAAAGUGAAGGUGGGGGAGAAUGGGAGCAAUAUGCUCACCAGACUUUGUCGUUCAACGGCUCAGGCAGAAAAUGGUUAUGUACAUGGGUCGUAACAGACUCGGGUCGACCAGUCACCUGCAACUACACGUCCAAAAAGCAACUCGUGAAACGACACGUCGAGACAACACAUCUAAAAUACAAACCGUAUGUUUGCAGCGUCUGUGCAAAAGGUUUCCCACAGAAAACAUCGUUAGACACGCACAUGCAUGGACAUACCGGGUCAACUCCACAUGAAUGCCGGUACGGGUGCGGUAUGUCUUUCAAAGAUCCUGCCAGGAGGCACAGACACAUGGUCGAGGAACAUGGCUAUGUCCCACGGCAAUCAAAGCGGAAACAUAAAGUUGGACAGCAGCCCGAGGAUCCUUCUGAUUUUGAAUCUGUGCGGCCAUGGGAUCUCGAAGGUAGUUCUAAGACUUGAUGACCAUAUCAGAGGAUGAGUAGCUGGACUACGAUAUUGACUUCAUUUUUAUUAUUAUGGACGCUGUUAUGCCUGCCUUCACCUAUUUUUCUUGGUUAUAUGGAACUAUGGAUAUGUUUCGAUAAUAGUUGUAUUGUAUUCGGUUUGUUACCAGGAGACCGUAUCUGUAAAUUUUGAUCAACUGUAUCUAACAUUUUUCUCGAAAUGGAUUUUCCAACA
This is a messenger RNA of Serpula lacrymans var. lacrymans S7.9, 1791 nucleotides long. RefSeq lists its product as uncharacterized. The coding region runs from base 22 to 1572 and encodes 516 amino acids. The transcript is spliced from 8 exons. The record is from RefSeq and is a predicted model, not a curated record. NCBI's taxonomy places the organism in Eukaryota, Fungi, Basidiomycota, Agaricomycetes, Boletales, Serpulaceae.